GGAAGAGAAUGGGCGUUGAGCAUGUCGUCAAGGCGCCGGCUGUGGAGAGAGGGAGCCCAGCCAGCCGAGGUGGUGGUCGAGAGCGAGGAUGCGGGCGGCCAACGGGCUCUGGGCGGCGCUGGCUCUGAUCCUGCUCCCGGCGGAUAGCCACGGUCUGCGGGAGGGAGACUGCGAAGUGUGUGUGUCAUUCCUGGGAAGAUUCUACCAGAGCCUGCGUGACAAUAAUGCUGAGUUCACACCAAAUAGUAUUGAAAAAGAAAUUUUGAAAUCCUGCAAAGAAACAAAAGGCAAGGAGAACCGUCUGUGCUAUUACAUUGGAGCAACCAGUGAUGCAGCCACUAAAAUGAUUAAUGAGGUGUCAAAACCUCUAAGUAACCACAUUCCUGUUGAGAAGAUUUGUGAGAAGCUGAAAAAAAAGGACAGUCAGAUAUGCGAACUGAAGUAUGAUAAACAGAUUGAUCUCAGCACAGUGGACCUGAAGAAGCUGCGAGUCAAAGAACUGAAGAAGAUUCUAGAUGAUUGGGGUGAAACAUGCAAAGGCUGUGCAGAAAAAUCGGACUACAUUCGGAAAAUCAAUGAACUGAUGCCUAAAUAUGCCCCCAAAGCAGCUAGUUCACGGACAGACCUCUGACCACCAUUGUGGCCUCUAGCACAUUAGCAACUCACACACAAACUAUAUUACUCUUCCUAUUUUUUCUUUCUUGGAGAGCUGUUUUUGUAACUUAUUUAACAGGGUUUCAUGUGUCAGAGUGGAGCGGUUCUUGCAAUGCUGGUUCAACUGCCUUGUCAUGUCAAGUUUUUCUCUUGUCACUGAUUUAUGUUAAAAUGCUGACAUGUAUGGGUUUUUUGAAAUAAAACUUGUGAAAUCCAG
Pogona vitticeps (central bearded dragon) is the source of this 871-nucleotide messenger RNA. RefSeq names its product mesencephalic astrocyte derived neurotrophic factor (gene MANF). Lineage: Eukaryota; Metazoa; Chordata; Lepidosauria; Squamata; Agamidae. The record is from RefSeq and is a predicted model, not a curated record. Gene Ontology annotation, biological process: neuron projection development; dopaminergic neuron differentiation. Gene Ontology annotation, cellular component: endoplasmic reticulum.